This is a messenger RNA of Diorhabda carinulata, 2706 nucleotides long. It is a transcript of the gene flz, whose product is annotated as serine protease filzig. Gene Ontology annotation, molecular function: serine-type endopeptidase activity. Gene Ontology annotation, biological process: proteolysis. The record is from RefSeq and is a predicted model, not a curated record. Bases 1 to 2706 code for a protein of 901 amino acids. The transcript is spliced from 5 exons. Lineage: Eukaryota; Metazoa; Arthropoda; Insecta; Coleoptera; Chrysomelidae.
AUGCUUCCUGCGCCUAAAUACAGCGAGGAAUUUGAGAUACAAGAAAUGGACGUCAUAGAAGAUGUUCAAAGACCCAGAAAACUGUUCGGAGGCUACCGCAUCACCCCUAGAUACUGCAAAUCCUCCCGGCCACCUUCGGAACCAUUAGAAGGACCGAACAUAUGUAUGUUCAAUCACGAAUGCAGACAAAAGAACGGUAUAGUGGUAGGAGCUUGUAUGGACGGUUUUUUAUUCGGCGCUUGUUGUCAACUUCCCAAAGGGAUAUCAAUUGGUGAUUAUUUAGAAGAUGAUAACGUUCCUCAAUACGUAAUAGGAAAUGGAUUGGUUACUAAAACACCUAAUACCACUCCUAUAGAUAUAACUUCUCUAGGUGUAUCGCAAAUAGCGGAAUCUCUAUUAAACAACGGACUACUUCCUACUGCGAUAGAUAACGAAGUCGUGCAGAUAAAUCAAAAUCAAAAAUUUUCUACUACAGGUGUAACACAUCCCCAAGCACCAGACACAAUAAUCGUAAGUCAAGAAGAUAACAAUAUCAAUCCGGAUUAUUUUAAGCCCACUACUCAACCAGCCGACGAUAGAAGAACUACCGUAAGAACCGCUCAAUAUCCGAAUACUCCAAUUUUAGCCCUCUCCAUCUCCAAUGCUCCUAUAGAGUAUACUACCGUAUCCGGUUUCAGUAAACCCAUGUUUAAACCCAAACCUACAACUCCCAACGAUAAUAAUUAUGUUAGAAUACCAACAAUCACUCACAACAGUCCUAAACCAAAUGUAACAGAAGAUUAUGAUUCCGUUGUUAACAUCAUACAAGUAAUUAACGGUAACGUUAGUAAUCGACCGACGCUAGCUACUCCAUCUACUCCAAAACCUCCAAGUACUUCUUAUAUUUUCAGUACUACUAUACCUCCGAAACCUACAACUUCAAAAAGAAGAACUACUACUAAAAAAACUACAUUUUCGAGUUCUACUAAAACAACUUACGCAGUUUCACCAACAGCUUUUAUAACUUCCGUUAAACCCCCGUCGACUUCUUAUGUAUACAGUUCGACGCCACCACCGAGGCGUCCACCACCGAGGCGUCCACCGCCAACGCUCGAUUCGAAUAUAUACAGCAGUAGCUCCACACCAGCACCGACUAUAAUAGUUCUAGCACCGGUUACUGAAGGAAUUGUACCCCAACAAUAUCCAUCGACGUUACAAAGACCAACGGCUCUUCCACAAAGAAAACCGGCUAGUAGUAAACCAAUUCACCACGUUACCAUAAAUCAACACGUUACUCAAAAUAUCUACAGCUCCACGGAACCGCCACCGGCGUCUUUCGCUUCCCCGACGGUUCUUAUAACACCUAAACCUAAUAUACCGUUCAAACCAUCGGAAUCAUCGGAUACCGUCGAGGUCGGAACUAUACCGUCUGCGUCUGAUGAUAACAUCAAUUUCCCGCCGGUUAGAAAUCCCAAUUUGAACAUGUCCAAUAUUCCUUCUUUGAACGAAAACGACAUAACCACUCCAGUUUUUAUCGAGGACGAAGCUUUAAACGCCAACGUUGAAUCUUUCGUUAACAAGAUAAUUGAAGGAUUACAAGAACCCUUCAACGGUUUAAAAGAUGUUGUUUAUAACAGGAAAAAUUCGACUGUUUUAUCUGUUGGAAGUACUACGACGAAGAAGCCUCUAAAGCAAAGUAACGCCACUAAAAAACCGGUUAUUACCACGACAUCGAGGCCUGUUAACAUCAAAGUUACCACCACACAGAAACUUAUAACUACGACUAAUAAAAAAACAGGAAAUAGGAAAACUACGAUAGUUACUACGACUAAACCGGUUAAAGUAACCAAUAAGUCCAAACCGACGAAGAAACCUUCCAGUACAACGCAGAGUUUUAUUGAACCAACUAGUGACACUAUAGUAGUCGAUAGCGAGGAUUAUCGAACAGAAUGUGGUGUGCGCCCUUUGCACAGAUCAUCGAAAAUAGUAGGCGGUAAAGGGGCGGUUUUCGGUGAAUUUCCCUGGCAAGUUUUAGUAAGAGAAUCAACUUGGUUGGGUCUAUUUACAAAAAACAAAUGCGGAGGUGUACUGAUAAGUCAUAAAUACGUCAUGACGGCGGCCCAUUGUCAACCUGGGUUCUUGGCCUCGCUCGUCGCGGUAUUCGGAGAAUUCGAUAUAUCUGGAGAUUUGGAACAAAAACGUCCCAUCAGCAGAAACGUUAAAAGAGUCAUAGUGCAUAAGCAGUACGACGCUCAAACUUUCGAAAACGAUUUGGCUUUGUUGGAAUUGGAAAAACCCGUACAAUUCGAUCAGCAUAUCGUUCCCAUAUGCCUCCCCCAGGAUAACGAGGAUUUCACCGGAAGAAUGGCAACCGUAACCGGAUGGGGUCGGUUGAAAUAUGGCGGUGGAGUACCUUCCGUUCUACAAGAAGUGCAAGUUCCGAUAAUGGAAAAUCACGUAUGUCAAGAAAUGUUCAGAACCGCCGGUCAUUCGAAAAUUAUAUUAGAAUCCUUUUUAUGCGCAGGAUACGCGAACGGACAAAAAGAUUCCUGCGAGGGUGAUUCAGGAGGUCCACUGGUCCUUCAACGUCCGGAUGGAAGGUAUCAACUCGCCGGAACGGUUUCGCACGGUAUAAAAUGCGCUGCGCCGUAUUUACCAGGAGUUUAUAUGAGAACGCAAUUUUUCAAACCAUGGAUAACGACUAUAACAGGCGUCACAUCGCCAUAG